AUGUACCUAAUACUUGCCUAUUAUUAUGCUUGCGCUGAACCUCUAUCCAAGCCAAGCUUUUGGCCUAGUUUUAUAAAAGAAGAAGAAGAAGAAGAAGAAGAAGAAGAAGAAGAAGAAGAAGAAGAAGAAGAAGAAGAAGAAGAAGAAGAAAGGACAGGCUUCGACUUCAAGGCCAUAGGUGGCACGACGCGUGAACAUAAAUAUAAGUGA
Molecule: messenger RNA, 210 nt
Organism: Fusarium venenatum
Lineage: Eukaryota; Fungi; Ascomycota; Sordariomycetes; Hypocreales; Nectriaceae
Source: RefSeq, a predicted model, not a curated record